AUGGGUGACAACAACCAGGCUACGACCCUUGGCAACGAUGCCCCCGAGACUUUCAGCAAGGGCAAGGGCAAGGCUACCGAGGACCCUACUGCCAUGGAAAUGAGCAUGGAUGAGGAGGAGGAAAGCGAGAGCGAAGGCGAGGACAUGAUCAACGACGGUAUGGACUUCCUGGCUGGCCCCUUCCUUGCCAUCCUUUGGCCUGCCCCUGCCGAUGACGACGACGAUGAGGACAACCUCGAGCCAAUCUCCUCCGAAAACAUCAUCAGCGGAGGACGGCGCACUCGUGGAAAGACCAUCGACUUCCAGGAGGCUGCCGAGAAACUCAAGAACGACGAUAUGGAUGAUGAUGACGAUGACGAGGACUUCGCGCCCAACGACGACGAGGACGACAAGAUGCAUGGCCUUCUCACGAGUCCGGAAUCAUCCUUGACUGCUCACGUGCGGGCACUGAUGAGGGUUGCGGUACGAUUCCCACGCUCUAAUUUGCAUCAGCGCGACCCUCGUGCUGCUUCAUCCCUUUUCGACUCGUACGGGGGCAAUUCUCGACCCGCCAGUAGGUCACCCGGUCAGGUGGGUGGAUAUGGGUAUGGAGGAUACCCCGGCCCUGGGGGCGAUGGGUCUUCGAACGGCGGCGCCACGAGUGGAGGCUAUCGAAGCGCGACGCCAAAUGCGAAGGGUCAAUACUCAGACGCCGUCCUCUCCCAUCUCGAGUCUCAGAAUGACGUGGAGGUGGAAGGGAUCAGUGCAAAAGUGAAAAUGCUCAAAGACAUCACUCUUGCCAUCGGCGAUGAAAUCCGGGAUACUUCGACGAUUACAGAGCUCAACGAUUCAUUCGACAACACACGUCUUCGGAUCCGAGGAAACAUGAAUCGCAUGCUGCGGAUGGCCGAGCGGACGGGUGUUGGCUGGCGUGUGUGGCUGGGGUUCUUCUUGGCCGUCUUUCUGCUGUUUGGAUACGUCUGGCUGACCUGA
Aspergillus affinis is the source of this 972-nucleotide messenger RNA. RefSeq lists its product as uncharacterized. The coding region runs from base 1 to 972 and encodes 323 amino acids. The transcript is spliced from 7 exons. Gene Ontology annotation, biological process: endoplasmic reticulum to Golgi vesicle-mediated transport. The record is from RefSeq and is a predicted model, not a curated record. NCBI's taxonomy places the organism in Eukaryota, Fungi, Ascomycota, Eurotiomycetes, Eurotiales, Aspergillaceae.